CAGCCGACAUGAGCGAAAUCAGCUCGAAACGCUUGUUCAGCGUCGAUGGCAUGGUCGUCUGCAUUACAGGUGGUGGCACAGGUGCAUAUCGUUGUCAAUUCCCCGAGGGAGCCGCUGCUAACUAUGGUCUUUGAAAGGCAUUGGAAAGAUGAUGACGAAAGCGUUUGCCGAGAACGGAGCUCACAAAGUCUACAUCAUCGGACGACGCAGGGAGAAACUCGACGAGACCGUCAAACUGAACCCCAGUGUAAUCGUGCCAAUCGUCGGCGACGUUACGUCCAAAGAGUCACUCUGUGAAGUCGCCGAACAAAUCGAGAAGGAUGUAGGCUACAUCAACCUCCUCUGCUGCAACAGCGGCACCAUGCCACCUCCCCUCGGCGCCGAUUCCUCUAAGAUGUCGAUCCAAGACUAUCGCAAGAAGUGCCUCGAGUCCAAGACCGAAGACUGGAAUCAAACGUACGCCACCAACAGUGCCUCUAUCUUCUUCACCACGAUGGCCUUUCUCGAGCUUCUGGACGCAGGGAACAAGAAGGGAAACUGCCCGGGCCGCAACAGCCAGGUCCUUGUCACAACAUCGAUUGCGGGCUUCCUCCGCCAGCCACAGACACUGAGUGCUUAUGGCAGUAGUAAAGCUGCGGCCACGCAUUUAAUUAAGCACCUUGGCUCGGCACUCAUUCCGUACUCGAUCAGGGUCAAUGGACUAGCGCCGGGACUCUUCCCGUCUGACCUCGCUGCGGGUUUGAUCAAGAACCUCUCCUCAGAGCAUGAUGCGACAGAGAAGGGUGCGGUGUCGAAAUCGUUCAUCCCGGAAGAGCGACUUGGGAAGCCGGAAGAUGUAGCUGGGACGGUGCUGUACCUUGCGUCGCCGGCUGCCGCUUAUAUGCACGGUAACAUUACGGUCCUUGACGGUGGGCGAGUCAACAUGCUGCCAGGUAGCUAUUGAGUGGUUGUGGGCAAGUCCGUGUAGACGUUAGAGUAGAGCGUGCUUUCAGCCGCCUUCGUGCAUGCUCGCUGAGCUCCAAAACUCUUUCUCCUCUGCUUGCUCGUCAACCCACACCAAGCUGUCAGCGACCAAGUCAUCAAUGAUAGCGAUAGCCCGUGCUUUCUCCCAGCUGAGGUUGGCUUGAAGCAUAGACACGGUCACGUAGCCUAGCACCUGAAUGACUUCCAGCACUUUGCUCUGGUCUGGAUUAAGCUCCUUGGGCACACUGCGAAUGAAAUUGCUAC
Molecule: messenger RNA, 1227 nt
Organism: Baudoinia panamericana UAMH 10762
Lineage: Eukaryota; Fungi; Ascomycota; Dothideomycetes; Mycosphaerellales; Teratosphaeriaceae
Exons: 1
Coding region: 149-943 (264 amino acids)
Molecular function (GO): oxidoreductase activity
Source: RefSeq, a predicted model, not a curated record